This is a messenger RNA of Telopea speciosissima, 636 nucleotides long. Its product is annotated as TIR-only protein-like. The transcript has 2 exons. Gene Ontology annotation, biological process: signal transduction. The record is from RefSeq and is a predicted model, not a curated record. Lineage: Eukaryota; Viridiplantae; Streptophyta; Magnoliopsida; Proteales; Proteaceae. The coding region runs from base 1 to 636 and encodes 211 amino acids.
AUGUAUACCAUCGUAACGUCGACAUCUAAUUCCAUUCCUUUUACUAAUUUGGUUCUGAAGAAGAAGAAGUGCAAUAGCAGCAGAAGCCAAACAAUCUCCCCCUUCAGCAGGAUAGCUGCUCGCAGGUCCUCUCUGCCCCCGUUUGACGUCUUCAUAUGCCACCGUGGGGUGGAUACGAAGCGCAACUUCUGUGGCUUGCUUUACCAAGAUUUGGUAGAACAAAAAGUCAUUCCCUUCUUGGACUGCAAGAGCAUGAAGCCAGGCGAAGAGCUCAAUGAAGCCAUUGAAACUGCUUUACGGGACUGUAAGGUUGGAGUGACCAUCUUCUCUCCCAAUUUUUGCAAUUCUGAAAACAGUCUCCAUGAAUUGGCUUCCAUGAUGGAAUACCAGAAGAUGGUUAUUCCCAUAUUCUAUGAUGUCAACACCUCUGAUCUUGUGCUUGCGAACGAUGGAAGUUUUCCGACCAAGCAGCUCCAUAGGUUUGGAUGGGCGCUUGAGAUGGCCAAGCGCAGGGUGGGCAUCUCGUUUGAUUCGUGCAAAGGGGAUUGGUCCGAUCUGCUGAAAAAAGUUUCGAACAGGGUGGUGGAAAUCUUGAAGGAGUUGGAGGAUGAAGAGAAAAAUUCAGCAGCUAUAUGA